This is a messenger RNA of Poecilia latipinna (sailfin molly), 1651 nucleotides long. RefSeq names its product lipase, gastric (gene lipf). The transcript has 9 exons. The record is from RefSeq and is a predicted model, not a curated record. The annotation marks the transcript as partial. NCBI's taxonomy places the organism in Eukaryota, Metazoa, Chordata, Actinopteri, Cyprinodontiformes, Poeciliidae. Gene Ontology annotation, molecular function: hydrolase activity, acting on ester bonds.
UUUGAAUGUUUUAAGUUAUUUUUGUGCUGGCUGUUGAGUUUCUGUACCUCUGUCACUCAGACAGAGAUCAUUCAAAGGUGGGGUUACCCUUCAGAGGAGCAUGAGGUUUUGACAGAAGACGGCUACAUUCUGACUAUCAAUAGGAUCCCCCAUGGACUCAAACAUACAGCAGGUCCAAGGUCAGCAGUCUUCCUUCAGCAUGGACUUCUGGCUGCUGGCAGUAAUUGGAUCACCAACCUUCCCAACUCCAGUCUGGGUUACGUACUGGCAGAUGCCGGCUAUGAUGUGUGGAUUGGGAACAGCAGAGGGAACACCUGGUCCAGGAAACAUCAAACUCUGAGCCCAGAUCUAGAGGACUUCUGGAGGUUCAGCUAUGACGAAAUGGCUCUGAAAGAUCUUCCAGCAGUUAUCAACCACAUUCUGAAGGCUACUGGUCAGGAACAGAUCUUCUACAUUGGACACUCCCAGGGAACAACCAUUGCAUUCAUAGCGUUCUCCACUCUGCCAGAGCUUGCCAGUAAGAUUCGCCUGUUCUUUGGACUGGCUCCUGUUGCAACUGUGGCAUUUACUGACAGCCCCAUGACCAAACUGUCUGCCCUACCAGAUUUUCUGAUCUGGGACUUGUUUGGGAGGCGGGACUUCCUUCCACAGAGCCAGUACAUCAAAUGGUUGGCUGAACACGUGUGUGCAAAGACAUUGCUGAGUGAGCUGUGUGGAAAUCUCUUCUUCAUCCUCUGCGGUUUUGACGAGAAAAACCUUAACAUGACUCGGACUCCAGUCUACACAACUCACUGUCCUGCUGGGACCUCUGUCCAGAACAUGAUCCACUGGGCGCAGGCAGUCCAUGGAGGGAAGCUGAUGGCAUUUGACUUUGGACCAGAAGGAAACCUGAGGCAUUACAACCAGUCAACUCCUCCUGAGUUUCGUGUCCAGGAUAUGAAGGUUCCCACUGCCCUGUUUUCUGGAGGACAUGAUACUUUGGCGGACCCAAAAGAUGUGGCUGCUCUUCUUACUCAGGUGUCCAACCUGGUCUACCAUCAGCACAUCGAACACUGGGAACAUCUGGAUUUCAUCUGGGGUCUGGAUGCACCUCAAGUUAUGUUUCCCUCCAUUUUGAAGCUGCUGCAGGAACAUCACUAGUGAUGCAAAGCACACGUCAUUCCUCUUGGGGACCACCAAAGAUGUGUUAAUUGAAGGUCCAGCAGCCAGGUUUAAUCAGGAACGUGUUUUUAAUGUUGUUUUUGGAGGGGAAUGACUAUUCAAUGACUUUAAAAAAUGGAAGAAAAAAAAAAAACAGUAGUAGAUUGUCUCAAUUUGAGUUCAGAUAAGUUUUAACUCACGUCAGUUCUUCCAACACAUAGCUGUCAUAUGUUCUUUAGUCUCUGAAGUGGGACUAGGUUCAUGGCUCUAGAACCACAGAACAACAAGCAAAGUUUAGUUUUCUGGAAAAUGAUCAGUUACACAAAACCAUUCAUCCAUUCAUUCUCUAGCUCCUUGCUCCGUCUAGGUAUCAUUAAAGUCCAAACUGAACUUCUUGUAUUCAACCAGCAGUUAGCUGAUUAAAGACAGAUAAGUUUUGGGAUUAAUUUUGAUCUCUAAAUGUUAAAACAUCACCUAGAUUUCCAAUGUUCCUCAAAAACAAACUUUACCA